AUGUCUACUAACGUCUCUUCAUGUCUCCAAUCCCGUGUAUCCUAUCUCCCGCUUGAUGCGGAACCAAUCGGUGCGCCGAUGUACUAUUACUCUUAUGACUCUGCACGCUCGCCAUCCGUGUCUCCCGUGUUCAGCGAUGUCCCCCAGCCACGUACUUUGACUCCGGACACGGACGUCUACAACAACUCUGACCUGAUGAGCGAUAAGGAUCUUAUGAGUCUAUGCGAUGACCAACUCACGCUCCACGACUGUAUCGACCGCGCUCUGCUGGACUAUGGCUUUGACUUGAGCUGUCUAGAGGAGCUUGACGAACAACUGUUGCUUGCCCCGUUGGAGGCUUUUGCUGCUGUUUGUUGGGCAGAGGCAGUAGAUAAGGACGACUGUACGGUACCGUGGCGCUGGGGUUACAGCGAUACGCAGGAAGAGAUUGAGUCAGAUACGGAGUCAGAGGACACGGAGAUAGCUGAUUUCGACACCCCUACCGAUUCUCGUUGGCACUGGCAGGACAAGCGUGUCUCCUUUGAGAGUGGAUAUCGCCAUGACGUCGAGGAAUCCCGAAAUUCAGUCGAAAUCGAGACUAGACAAGGCCGUCGCAUAUCUUUCAUUCUCUUGACCCCACCGUCUGCUAUGUCAGAUCCCAAAUACUCUGUUCAGUACUUCCCAAAAUCCCCAAGAAAGACCAAGACGAAGUUCGGCCUCAGGCGACUUGCCGAUGGCAUCCUUGCACGCCUCGACUCGUCAUGA
Gloeophyllum trabeum ATCC 11539 is the source of this 744-nucleotide messenger RNA. RefSeq lists its product as uncharacterized. The record is from RefSeq and is a predicted model, not a curated record. The transcript has 3 exons. Lineage: Eukaryota; Fungi; Basidiomycota; Agaricomycetes; Gloeophyllales; Gloeophyllaceae. Bases 1 to 744 code for a protein of 247 amino acids.